Molecule: messenger RNA, 1099 nt
Organism: Pleuronectes platessa (European plaice)
Lineage: Eukaryota; Metazoa; Chordata; Actinopteri; Pleuronectiformes; Pleuronectidae
Gene: ndnl2
Product: necdin-like 2
Exons: 11
Coding region: 108-893 (261 amino acids)
Cellular component (GO): nucleus
Source: RefSeq, a predicted model, not a curated record
AAGCGGCGCCUGCAGCUCCGGCAGCGGGAGUUUGUCCGGAAACAAACAGGAGGUUGUCUCUUGUGUUUGAAAUCAGGCGGAACUCGGACCCGUGUGUUUCAGACGCCAUGACGCAGAGGAAGAGGCUGUCGGGCUCAAGACAACCCAGCUCCUCCGGGACCCAGGAGGACGAUGAGGACCCGACCUUCACUCAGCCGAGCACGUCCCAGGUCCAGAGGGGACUGGAGAAGUUCACUCCUGCACAGGUCGACCAAAAGACAGCAGAGGUGGUGCAGUACUUCCUGGUGAAGGACCAAAAGAAGAUUCCCAUUCGCCGAGCAGACUUGGUGAAACACGUGGUGAAAGAUUACAGAAACAUUUACCCAGAGAUCAUGAAGAAGGCGUCACGGACGUUUGACCAGGUCUUUGGUCUUAAACUGGUGGAAAUCGACACCAAAACUCACGUGUACAUCCUCAUUAACAAACUGGAAACGGCUGAAGACGCCUCACGGAUCAACAGCCCGACCAAUCCAAAGAUGGGUCUGCUGUUCGCCAUCCUCAGCGUUAUCUUCAUGAAAGGAGGCGUCGUGAGAGAAAUCCUCAUCUGGAACACUCUGAAGAAGCUCCGAGUGGACGCUGGACUGAAGCACGAGGAGUUCGGUGACGUGAAGAAGUUGGUCACAGACGAGUUUGUGCGUCAGAGGUACCUGGAGUACGUGCGGAUCCCUCACACUGAACCAGCGGAGCAUGAGUUUCGCUGGGGUCAACGCGCUGACCUCGAAGUGUCAAAAUCCAAAAUCCUGGAGUUCAUGGGUGAACUUCACGAACAGGACCCUCAGACCUGGAGUCAGCAGUACAGAGAAGCCCACUCCACCCCCGACUCCACGCAGGCCAGCACCAGCAGCCAGAGAUAAACCCCCCACUGUUCCCUUGUUCUUAUUUAUCCAGUGUGAUGCUGAGGCUGCACCAGUUCCACUCUUAUCUUCUGUGUUCACACGUUAUUUCACCUUUGAGCCUCCAACUCCUUUUCAAUGUUACAUCACAAACGUUUCAGUUCUCAUUUUAUUGUCUGGACGUCACAGUUCAAGUUCAGAAAAUAAAAUCUUUUUAUAAGAUUCAA